AUGUUCAAACCAAAUUUGCAUCAUCUCCAAAGAGUUGUUUCUUCCUCAACAACAGCAAGCACACAAAAACGAGUUCGAUUACGAGACUAUGUAAAAUCAUUCAUGAGCAGUGAUGGAAGAUUCCGAGUGAGUCUCAUUGAUAGUUCCGAUUCACUCAAAUCAUUCAUUUCUCGUUUUCAUUUGAAUCCUCACACCAAUCCUACUCAUCAUCAAGCCUCUCAAUUGAUGGGACAAUGCAUUUCUGCUUCCAUGCUGCUGAGUUCGUUGUUGAAAGGAGAGGAACGAAUUAAGUUAGAAAUUUAUUUACAUUCCGAUCAUCCAACCAUUCAUCAUGUGGUAGCAGAGUCUAUUCAAGUUGGAGAGGUGAGAGGAUUUAUUUCCUAUAAGGAAAAUCCAAAGGAUUUUGUGGAUGAUGAAUUACAUUCUGUAUUUUCAGUGUCUCGAAUCUUGAUGGAACAUUCAAAGCCAGUCAUGAGUUCAUUGCCUUUAUUAAUGCAAGGUGAAGACAAUGUAGAUUUAAGGAGAGAUUUUCAAGAAUUCUUUGACAAGUCUGAACAAAUACCUACUGCUUGUACUUUGGUGUGUAAACCAAAUCAGGCAGCAAACAGCACGACACAAGAAGGUUCUUCCACUAACAGUGGUAUUUCACAAUCACCGCCUCUGCUAUCGUAUGGAGUCAUUAUUCAACGGUUGCCUAUGAGCGAAUACAACAAUACAAUCAAUGCCAAUAUUCAAUCGAGCGUUAUUGAGGAACAAUUACAGGAUUUUAAACGAAAAUUAAGGGAAUUGGAGGAUCAAAUUGUGACCCGACAAGAUAUUCAUGAUCAGUUAUUUUACAAAUUUUUUGUGCCAGAGGAUGCAUCUACUGUGAGAUACAAACCAAUUGAUUAUUAUUGUCGAUGUUCGAAAGAUAAGGUCUUGGAAGCUGUGUCGCAUAUUGGAUUGGAAGAAUUAUGUGAUAUGAGAAGAGAAAUUGUUGAGGGAGGAAGAGAAACUUUUGAUUCCACGUGUGAAUAUUGCAAUAAUACUUAUCAUAUUGAUGAAGUGGAUUUGGGGAUGUUAAUUGUCAAGGCAUCAGACAAGGGCUCAUCUAACCAGUAG
Naegleria lovaniensis is the source of this 1101-nucleotide messenger RNA. RefSeq lists its product as uncharacterized. NCBI's taxonomy places the organism in Eukaryota, Heterolobosea, Eutetramitea, Acrasida, Naegleriidae. The record is from RefSeq and is a predicted model, not a curated record. Gene Ontology annotation, cellular component: cytoplasm. The transcript has a single exon. The coding region runs from base 1 to 1101 and encodes 366 amino acids. Gene Ontology annotation, molecular function: protein folding chaperone. Gene Ontology annotation, biological process: protein refolding.